This is a messenger RNA of Talpa occidentalis (Iberian mole), 1293 nucleotides long. Its product is annotated as pericentrin-like. The record is from RefSeq and is a predicted model, not a curated record. Gene Ontology annotation, molecular function: molecular adaptor activity. The transcript has 4 exons. Gene Ontology annotation, biological process: signal transduction. Lineage: Eukaryota; Metazoa; Chordata; Mammalia; Eulipotyphla; Talpidae. Bases 385 to 870 code for a protein of 161 amino acids.
CCUGGGGCUGGGGACACAUCCUGCCUGGAGGGGCAGGUGAGCAGCCCCUAGCUGCCCAGCGCCCAUCCAGGAGGUACCCUGAGGCCCGUGGCUGGGGGGGGAGUGGCACUGAGGGCCCCCUGCGGCAGGGUCUCUGGUGCCCACCGAGGAGGGACCUUCGAUAUGACCUGAGGAAUGACGCCCCUGGCUUGGGCUGUCCCAGGGGAGUGUCUGACCUCCCCACCCUGACCUGAUCCUCUGCAUGCCCACGGCCCUGCUGUCCUGAGCCUGUCAGGUGGCAGAAGGGAGGGUUAGGGUUAGGGACAGUCAGGCAGUGACUGGACUGGCCAGCACCUGCCCUCCAGGUGCGUGGGACACUGUCGUGGCCGCUGGGUGGGUGUGAAGAUGGCUCUGUCACUCCCCGACCCGCUGUCAGCCCCGCACAUCCGUGCUCAUGCUCCUGGUUUGCUCAAGUUUUCCAUGCUUUGUCCCUUAUUUUGUAGGUUACGUUUUUUGGUUAAGAAAUGGCGAGAAGUGGAUCGGCAGGGAGCGCUGGCUCACGGCCAGGCCGCCCGUCCAGUAAUCCGGGGGCCAGGCGGCCCUGGCCCGCGGCAGCAGCGGUCUCUACCUGAAGCCAGCGAGUCCCCCCCAACCCGGGACGUGUCUUCCAGCCACACCCGGGACCCUGUGCAGAAAACCCGCCCCCGCCAGAGGGAAAGGUCCAGUCCGUCCCCAGAAUCAAGAUCAGAGAGGUCCCUGGCUACUUCUGAAGACCCGGAACAUUCCUUGACGGAAUAUAUCCACCAUUUAGAAGUGAUCCAGCAAAGGCUAGGGGGGUUACCGCCAGAUUCCAUUUCAAAGAAAUCCUGCCGUCAGAAGAUUAAACAAUAAAAUCCUGUGGCUCUUACCUGUGGCAGUUCUACUUGAGGAAAAGAUUUGUGUUGUCCUUUUCCUAAGAAAACUGGUGGUGGGGACUGUCGUGCUAGCGACACCCCAUCUCUGCGGCCGCCCGAGCCCGCGCGCUGUGGUCCUCGCCUGCGCUGCUGCAGGGCCACACGGGCGCUUCCCAUGACGCUCCUUGCGGCCCAGCUCCUUGCCUUUGUGCGGUGCCGUGUGCUGUAGGCCCGCCGCCUGCCCGUUCUGUGCCUGCCAGCAGAGCCCCUGCCGGCCUCCAAGAAGGGUGAGCAGACAGUGGUUUCCUGUUGUUUAUUUUCUUACAAUGUGCAGAUGGAAACUGGAUUUCAGAAUGAAAACAAAUUGAAAAGGGAAUAAAAUUAAAGCACUGUUUUAUUUUUGACUAGCCCUUGUGUUGUU